UUCACCAGUUGAUAAGUGCCUUGGUGACCUUCAAAACUACGCGGUGUUUUGGCUCCAGGAGCUGUGUUGGCGGGAUGAAUAGUGUGCUGACUCGUGGUCGACUAUUCUGCUCGUCGUCCGAUUCGGACCAAGAUCCCUUCGAAAAUGCAGUCAUUAGAGUUGGUGAUGAUUUUCAGGCCAACCUCCCUUCGUUCAGAGACGAGUCACCUUCAAAUCAUACAGAUCCACUACAUCGUGGAAUCCUGAUGUGGCGUCCGAUGCCCGAGAACCGUAAUGAACGAUUACAGAAAUUCGUGGACACGGCUACCGAAAAUUUUGGAUAUUCAGAGGAGCAGGCUCUUGCUCUUCUCACAUGGCACGAACUCGAUUUUGAUCGGGCUUGUGCUGAUCUCGAAAAUCGAAAGCCCGUUAAAAAUGCUUGGACCGACUCCGAGAGGCAAAUAUUCUUCGUUGCGAUAGAGCAUUAUCAUAAAAAAUUUCAUAAAUUAAAAGAGCUUUUUCCCAAUCGCUCAGUAAAGGAACUGAUACUCUUCUACUACUUGAACAAGAAAAUCAGACAAACGUUACAAGAGAUGUGUCUUUAUGGAACUAAAUGGUUUUGUCUGAUCGAAAGUGGUUUGGUGAAGCCUGCCAUGAGGCUGCCACCAAAUUAUAAGUCAUAUUUUGCUGACCAGACAUAUGACAAUUACCUCGAUUUGAGCGAUCCACUUGAUGCUGAAAUAAAGCGACAUUUGGAUAUGUUAAAUGGAGUAUUUGAAGAAUCUGACGAAUCAGAUAGUGAUACAGAAAACAGUGCCUUGAGUACUGAGUCAGACUCCGAGGCAGAAGUGUAUCCACCAUAUUUAUUAGCCGAUUUGGAAAACGUAGAACAACAACAAGCUGGUGAUAUACAAAAUAAUUCAAGAAAAGAUUCUGUAAAUCCUAGUCGUAGCCGUCAGAGAUCCUAUGGUAAAGGUCGGGGUUCAGCCAAUACAACUGUGUUAUCUCAAUAUUCUCUAAAUUUACCUACUGGUGAUUUGAUGAAUACACCCAAUCGUCUGUCUGCACGAAGACAUGCACGCUUCGAAGAGGAAAUAGCUGCUGCUGCCGCGGCGGCUGCUGCAACAGCUUCUUGUAGUAUUCAAUCAAAUGGAGCAAACAAGGAUAUAGGUCCCAUUAAACUUAGUUCUCGCAGAGGAAUUCUGUCUAAAAGAACGCCUUAUGAUUCAAGAACAAGAUUACCCCCUGGAGUUUAUUAUUCACACAAAGAGUUCCUGCGUAUCUUUAAUUCUACCCCAGAAGAGAACGCUAAAGAGAUGGACGAAUUGAAUGCUGCAAUACGUGAUUUAUCCUAUCCACUGGAUGAGCGAAUUAAAGAACUUGCUGAAAAGAAGAAGAAAUUGCUUGACGGUAUUUCAGCUUUCAAAACUCCUGAAGUGCCAAUAGUAAGUUAACCUAUCGAUUAUUGCUGUACAUUUGUUUUGCCAUCAUCAUGAUAUCUGUGUUUAGUGCUCUUAAGGAUCAGAAAAUGCAUAAUAUUGUACAUUACGAUCUCACAGAUCAUCCAACUGAGAUUUGAACAGCAGGUAUUGUUAUCUUAUUCAUCCACAUGGAUAUGUUGCUGACACACAAAGCUUUAUACACUGGCCUACAUUGUGAAAAUACAAUUUGAUUUCCACUUUUGUUAAAUGUGAAAACUCAGACUGUUGCACUUUUGUAUAGAUUUCCACGGUGAACUCAGUCGGUUGGCUUUUUAUGUCCGUUUAGUCAUCGGCAUAUAUGUGCGCGGAGCAGAGUGCGGUUUCAGAAGAAGCAGUAGCUAGUAGUCGUCUACUGCCUUCCUUCACUGAUAGAUUAUGGUAACGUUAUCCGUUCGAGUCCAUCGUUGGUUCAGUGGUGUGUGGGGGGUCCCUAGGUUAGACAGUGUUAUUCCCUAUGUUUGAAAUUGGCACUAGCCAAGAAGAAAUGAUUGUAUAGAGACGAAGUGUUCAAGAUGAUAAACGCUGCCACUUCAUCAGGAUGGAACUGUAUGGUUGCCAUCAUUGUAUGCUGUUUCGACUGGCGCAAUUCCCGUACUUAUGCACUGAACUAAUAAUGGGCUGCUCUAGCGAAUUGAUUGUUGGAUAGUCCUUCUUGUAAGUCUAACCGAAUCUGGUGUGAUACAAUAGUGUCGAUAUUCCAACAGCUUCUUAUCGACAAAUAUCAUUCAAUUUUAUGUAUUAUAGUAUUUUCGUCUUCUGUAAUUUCCACUAUGUUUUCAUCCUUUACCAUUAUUUUUUUUAGCUUACAGGAUUCAUUUUUCAGUAUAUGACCAUUUCAUAUUUAUGUUUUCACAUUUAUAUGUCCUUGUAGGAUCCUCAUUGGAGCUCGGUGGAUGUUCGAAUGCUUACAUACCACGUCCUUGAACUGGGCCUCGAUUAUGAGGCGCUCGCUGAGCGUUUGCUCAAUAAAACACCAAAAAUGGUGGCGGCAUAUGUGGGAAUGUAUGGACAACAACUUAACCUUUAUCAUUUAGCAGCACUGAAGUCAUUAGAAUCCCUCUAGAGUUUUUUUUACUACUAACAUUAUUAUUAUUAUUCGUAAUAGUAGCAAUACUGUUGAUUUUCCUAUUACUAAUAGUAGUAAUUCAGAACUGAAUAUGUUUAAAUAUUUCUUCUAUAACAUAGUCACCCUUGAGAUAUCCUUCUUUCGUGUAUAUCACCCAUCCCCAGCAGGUAUUGUGAUCAUCAAUCCACUAGAACAGAACAAGAAACUUUAUUUUUUUACAUUCUCUUUAAAUAUUUCCCUUUCAUAUCGUUUUAAUGCAUUUACACCACAUGGUGAGAUUAUAUAUCAUUUUAUAACCUGUA
Trichobilharzia regenti is the source of this 2828-nucleotide messenger RNA. The record is from the annotation of a GenBank genome assembly. Lineage: Eukaryota; Metazoa; Platyhelminthes; Trematoda; Strigeidida; Schistosomatidae.